Messenger RNA from Sycon ciliatum, 3208 nucleotides. RefSeq lists its product as uncharacterized. The transcript is spliced from 14 exons. The coding region runs from base 21 to 2339 and encodes 772 amino acids. Lineage: Eukaryota; Metazoa; Porifera; Calcarea; Leucosolenida; Sycettidae. The record is from RefSeq and is a predicted model, not a curated record.
UGUCCCUGCUUGUACUAGUAAUGUAUGUACUCCUCCCUUGGGUCACCACUGGCAGCCACGGAAUAGAGCUCAACACGUGGCUCCGUUGUGGAGACGGAGGUGAUGAAGUUUAUGCCACCAACAACAAGGAAACGUGGGUUGCUGGCGAGCAGUUCUGCCAAAGUCAAGGCAGCCAUCUCGCCAGCUUCCCCCAGAUCACGGCAUGCAAGUCAAGUUUACUGUCGUUGCUUGGUCGUGUAGGAGUCCAUACCAGCUACACCAGAUUGCUGGAUGGACUUCACAACCGUGAUGUGGGAAACACGCUGCAAUUGUCGGACAGUCUCGUCGUCUUUAGCCGCUUACCCGGCAAUUGCAGCAUCACGUUUCUGGGAGAUUCAUUACCGCCUGAGGAAGCAUCGUGCUCGAACAUUCUCACGGUCGUCUGCGGACGAAAUCCCGCUAAUAUGGAACCAUCCACAGUGUGCGGAUCGUACAAAUUCACGUAUCACAGCAUCUCGUUCUCAGCUGACGAUGCAAACCGGACGUGUCGCCAACGGUAUGGUGGUUGGCUGUUGUCAACAAACAUGCAGCAGCUCAGCUGCGUCUCUCAGCUCCUGAAUUCGUCUCAGGGGCUGAAAGACAACAACGCCACCACCAUACCCCUCUACACCAGCGGCACGAACGGGUCAGCUGAGUGCGAGGUGUUUUCGCCAUCAAGGUCGGCAGUACUUCGAGACUCCUGCACCCCAGCCAGGCCGACCGUCUGCGUGUCUCGCUACUGCAACGUCAACGACAACUUGGUGGCCGUACGAAAUGAAGACCGGUGUGUGUGCAAACCCGGUUAUAUCCGUACAUUCGCACACAGAUGUGAAUCCAUUGUUGAGCUACUAAGUUCUACUGGACAAGCAGCAGGGAGUUCAAACAUCACUGUGUUUAGCUGGUUAGAAUCAGAGUGGAAAGUAGACAGUGUGUACACACAGAAUACACUUUACCAGCUGGAUAAUCUCUCCUUAUCUGAAGGGAGAUUUGCCAUCAGAUCUGCUGGCCGGAUCAUUUACACAUUCUCCACUUCUCUUCAGCAAGCUGACAGAGCUGCUGCAGAGCUGGCCAAGAAUCACUCACAAUUCCUCACCGUGAAAGGCAGCGCGAAUGAUGUUCUUGUGCCGACAACCCAUCUUCGAAACUUCCUGAUCAACUUAAGGCUCUGGUUUAGGCCGUACCAAAUCGAGUGUAACGUUAUUUAUACCACUAAUGCAAACCAGUCAAACAUUUGUAGUUACAGUGUGUUCAAUGAGUCAGUCCAGUUCAAGGAUGGCCUGUACGAGUUUGCCCUGUCUCCACACAACUCUACAGUACUAAGUAUACCUGUUCUAUACAGAGUUCACCCAAGACCCACUACCACUGUAACUAUGAUGACCAGCAUGCCUUUGUCAACCAAUAUUCCCGCCCCACCAGCAAAGGGCCGCAUGUUUGGUUUGUAUGCAGGUAUUGGCACUGGAGUGGCAAUACUGGCUGCACUCUUUCUCAUAGUCUGUGUGGUGCUGGUGAUACGUUAUCGGAAGGGUGGAGUCAAUGUCGGUGCUCAGAGAACUUCUGCUGGUGAGCUGUUUGAAAGCGACCACCAUGACGCAGCCAUGAACCUGUUUUACCUUCCAAUAAGGUGCUCUUCCAGGUCAUCCGUUACAGCACCGGAAAACACUGCUUCAUUUCAGGAGUCAAAAGCUACAGCCACCAGCGCUGAGGCAUCCUCGUCGAAUUCUUCUCCGAUUCCCGAUUACGACGAUGUAGUGAUCCCGGCACCCCGCACCACCAGUAAACUAUCUACUAGAGCAUCCUCGGCUACACCUGACACCGAAUAUGAGGAUAUGUGUCUUCUCCCCUGCAAGAUUCCAGAUACAGCCGUUGCGUGUGUAGCUGACAAUGAAACUAAGUGUCCACAAGAUAUCUGUCUAGCCAAUGAUGCUGGAGAGGAUUCGUUAACGCCCCCUAAAACCACCCGCGCGACCACACCCAACUCUACCAAUACUACCAUACCCGUCACCACUCCAAACACUGACCCAAGUGUUUGCUUAGCUACAACAAACACAACCACUCCUGUGUUCCAGUCGGAGGAAGAAGCUCCAAUGGCAUCGAUACCGACAGCUGUCCAAGGAAUUGUGUACGCGGGAAUCAUUUUCCCCAAAAAGGAUGGUGAGCCAACACGAGUAUUGACCAACCCUAAUGCCGAACAUGACGGACUAGCCUCGGAUCAAGAAUCCCGUGACAGUCCAAUACGUGGCACUGAAUCACCUCUCAAUGAUGAUAUACCAGUUUACAGCAAGGUUAACAAGACCUGUCAUCGGGACAGCGUAGAAGAGUGACUUUGAACUUGUCUUCUUUCCCGUCUAGGUUGUUUUUCAGCGCAUUUCGCAGGGACAAAACACGUGAAUGCACCUCUCUUCACAGUGCCACCAUGAACCCAUCCUCAAUGGCCACCUCAGCAUUAUGAACCACCGUCUGUUCCUCUUUAUCCACACUACUAUUAGUAUGGUGUUGUCAUGUAAGCAAUGCUCCUCUCAUCUCACUCUCGUGUUCAAAUGGCUCGACUAUUCCUAGUGGAGGUCAGUGCAGCCGUGUCUUCAUUUUCCGUGUUCAGUCUUUCCUGGACUACUGAUCUAACUUAGGAUUAGGCACUUAACAUCCAAGAAGCGAGAGACAAAGAAAAUGUAAGACAGACAGAGAAAAGAGAGAUUCAUAGCCUUAUGUUUGAGCUGCGAGACUGCUCGAAAUGAUGGUCACUCCUGUGUUGGCUGCAUUCGUGUUCCCAGCUCUGGGUUCUACUCGCCUUACCCCUCCCUGCUCUGGUUGGACUGUAUCUACUCGCCUUACCCCUCCCUGCUCUCUUUUGUUUCUAUCACCUCUCCAUUGUUUCGCCUGGUCCCUGUUGUAAUUUGCGAUCUUCUUGCUGUCUUAAAGUCAAGCAGUGCGGAUUAUGUUCUACUUGCUGCUCUCGGUACACCAUCUCUCUCCCCUUGUUGGUUGCAUAACCCAUGCUACAGCCUGAUUGGGGGAUUUCUCGGCUGUGUGUACCGUCGCACUCACCAUUGACAAUAUGCGGCCACUGAUUUCCUGGCAUUGCCUGCAUACAAUGUUUUCAAUUCACGCUUUUGUACUCUUCGCUUUGCUACUGUCUGCUGAACUGCAAAUACCUGUCUCUUUCUCCCUCUCUCUCUCUCUCCCUGUCUCUCUC